Messenger RNA from Dendronephthya gigantea, 1200 nucleotides. RefSeq lists its product as uncharacterized. The annotation marks the transcript as partial. NCBI's taxonomy places the organism in Eukaryota, Metazoa, Cnidaria, Anthozoa, Malacalcyonacea, Nephtheidae. The transcript has 2 exons. The record is from RefSeq and is a predicted model, not a curated record.
UUUCGCGGAGAUUUUUUGGCACAUAUGGUACAAAUAUUACAAUCAGUAAAUUUGGGAAACUUGCUUGGUCGAUUUCAAGAGCAGCGAAUGGAACUGCAAACAGUUUUAUCUGCCUCCAACCAACAGUUGGUCCGCCUUUGCGAUGCUUGUAAGAGAAAAGUAGAAGAGAAUAAUGGAUCUACUAGCAAUACAGCUGCUGUUCGUGAAGAGCGGUUAUCCAUAUUCAACCCAAGGAGACACAACAGCCGCAGCCAAGCAUGUGUAACCGCAAGAAGCGUGAGCUCGAAUGGCGCGAACAAGAGGGCAGCAAAGAGCAGUCCAUGGACGCCAACCUUUGUUUGCAUGGCAGAUACCACUGCGUCCAAAACCUUGUCGUCUGUAGAGAAGGAAAUCCUAUUUAAAGCUGGUCUAGGAUUGACAAAGAUAAAGCUGGAUAUUCAAGACGACGAACAGGCCGUUGUUAAUAAAAUUACAUCAGAUGAAAAAGACGCCACUGGAAAUUCCUAUGGAUUUCCGCAAUUAAAAACGUGCAGAGGGUUUGAAAUGAUGCGCUGUCAAGCAAAUUGUCGAGAUCUCUCUGUCAUCGACUGUUCGUGGAACGCAAAAGAUCUGCGUUCGAACUUGGGUUGGGGACAAGGGAAGAUUUACUUGCGACCAAUACAGAAAUCAUUGUCAACACAACCUGUAGUGGUGGAAAGUAAAUCUGAAGUGAAAGAGAAAUGUUACAUGUGUAAUCAGGAUAUCCUUGUUCGCAAGCUACGGGAUCACUUGUGGUCUUGCACCGAGGUUAGAGUCAAACCAUUUGUUACCCCGCUAAUUGUGCAACAAUCCAUCAACUCCUUAGACAUUCCUGAUAGUGCAUCACCAAAUGCCCACGCUUCACCAGUUUCAGUAAAUACCUCGGCAAUUGAUUCAUCAACAAUUUCAACAUCCUCUACUUCAAAUGUUUCUUCAUCUAUUGUUCCCUCAUUACCCCCCAUCACUCCAGUUAUUGACCUAACACACACCACAGCAGCUGCAAUGAACAACAAUGAGAAAUCAGUUGAUGACAUUGUUGAUGACACCAUUUCCUACUGCCAACAGCAUGGCAUAUUGAAUCCUAUUGAAAUUUGUCGAUAUUUUCAAUCUAAAAUGGUGAUAGGACGAGCACUAGAGGUGAAAUCCAUUGAUGAAGCAAGUGAAGGUGCAACAAACUUCAUC